Molecule: messenger RNA, 1236 nt
Organism: Cyclocybe aegerita
Lineage: Eukaryota; Fungi; Basidiomycota; Agaricomycetes; Agaricales; Hemipholiotaceae
Source: the annotation of a GenBank genome assembly
AUGAAUAAACAGAAGGGCGGGACUGUGAAUAUCUCAGAUGCAUUUGAAUCCUUUGGUGCAUUUGCUGUGGGCAAGAUCUCUGAUGAAGAACGAUUUGAUGUUGUGCGACACGCGUGUCCCGGUCCUGGUGCUUGCGGUGGGAUGUACACUGCCAACACCAUGAGUUCCGCACUUGAAGUUCUGGGCAUGUCCUUGCCGUACUCUUCCAGUACUCCCGCCCUUUAUCCUGAAAAGAUACAGGAAUGCUUCAAGGCUGCAAAAUACCUGAAGAAUCUCCUAGCAUUUGACAUCAAACCUAGGGACAUAUUGACGCGCAAUUCGUUCUUGAAUGCGAUCGCAGUUAUAAAUGUGAUUGGUGGCUCAACAAAUGCGGUCCUUCAUUUGUUGGCGAUUGCCCGAGCAGCAGAUAUAGAACUGACAAUCGACGAUUUCCAAAUGAUUGCAGACAGGACACCUUUCCUCGCUGAUCUGAUGCCUUCUGGACGAUACUACAUGGAGGAUAUCCACAAAAUAGGCGGCAUACCUGCUAUUUUGAAAUAUCUUCUCAAUCAUACAGAUCUUAUUGACGGCUCGCAACUGACCGUCACUGGGAAGACUUUGGCUGAGAACCUCGCAGAUGUGGCCGAGGUCGAAUUCGAUAAGCAGGACGUUUUCCGCCCUCUGAGCAAUCCCAUCAAGCCCACGGGUCACAUAACCAUCCUUCGAGGAAAUCUUGCUCCCGAGACUGCAGUUGCGAAGUUGACAGGAAAAGAGGGACUGAGAUUUGAGGGCUCUGCCAAAUGCUUCGACAGUCUGGAUCAUUUCUACACCUUACUGGAGAAAAGCGAAAUAAAGGCAGGCACGGUUCUUAUUUUUAGAUACCAAGGACCCAAAGGGGCACCAGGCAUGCCAGAAAUGCUAGGCCCAACUGCUGCUAUCGCAGGUGCAGGUUUGGCAAAGUCAACGGCGCUGAUUACGGAUGGGCGAUUUUCUGGAGCAAGUCGCGGGUUUAUCAUCGGCCAUGUUGUCCCGGAAGCACGAGUGGGAGGACCAAUUGCCUUGGUCAGAGAUGGCGACAAGAUCGUCAUCGACGCUGCGACCAGGCAGAUAGACUGGAUUGUUGAUCAGGACGAGCAGAAGCGAAGAUACGAGGAGUGGCUCGCUUCAGACAAGGGAAAAUUGAACGUGAAGCGAGGCGUGUUGUUGAGAUAUGCUCGCGAUGUUGCGCCUGCCAGCCUCGGAGCAUAUUGUGACUGA